AUGAAAUCAUCAAUUGAGCCAACGACACAAGACACGCAACCCAAAUUACAGGCAGGGAGAAACGCACAGUUGCCUCCCUACUGGUCCUUCUCGGCGAUUGAAUACCGGGAAAUUCUUCUCCCGAUCAAAGAGAUGAAGGGAAAUGCGCUAUGGCUUCAAACACUUACACGAGCAAGGGGGCAACUCUCAUCGCCAGCCGCUGAUGUGAGCCGGCAACCUUACGCCGUGAUUCUGGGCAUAAAGCUCAAAAUGUGCACACCCAUGCUGCUAUUUGUGCUAGCAUAUCUAUUGCCGCCAGGGCCACCGUCCGGCUUUGCAAUGUUACAUGCCGUGCGCCUUGAGUGUAUGCUGGCCCCUGAUACUGACAGGACAUGCACAUGCGCAUCAUCCUUGUGUCUCCUGCGUCUAACAGAACUCUGUGAUAUACAUGCGCAUCACAUAAUACUGGCGGGGGUGGGUAGCGGUGCUAAGUUAGCAUUAUCAGUUCUUGUGCAUGGGGAUGGGAUGCUCAACACUCUUUGGCUCUGGAAUGAACCUGGAUUCUCAUAUCAUCAAUAA
Messenger RNA from Trichoderma virens Gv29-8, 558 nucleotides. RefSeq lists its product as uncharacterized. The record is from RefSeq and is a predicted model, not a curated record. Bases 1 to 558 code for a protein of 185 amino acids. Lineage: Eukaryota; Fungi; Ascomycota; Sordariomycetes; Hypocreales; Hypocreaceae. The transcript is spliced from 4 exons.